CUGAUAAGCGACACGACAAACGGUGUACGGAUAAUGUCACUCUCAUCCACGAGGGGGCAGAGCCCUGCCCAGACUCUGAUGCUAAUUGGCUUGUCCUUAUUCUACUGUCAGUCUACUUGCUGGUCACCAAUAUUCUGUUGGUGAACUUGCUCAUUGCUAUGUUCAGUUACACAUUCAAUAAAGUCCAGGAGCGCAGUGAUGUCUACUGGAAGUUCCAGCGCUACAACCUGAUUGUGGAGUACCACUCGCGCCCCUGCCUCGCCCCGCCCUUCAUCAUCAUCUCCCACCUGCAUAUCUUCAUCAAGAGGGUCAUUCAGAGAUUGCCUUCCCUUAAGAGCCAACACUUCAUGUUGGACCUGACAAGCAAAGAGACGAGCUUGUUGAACACAUGGGAAUUGUCACUGAAAGAGAACCUGCUGUCCACGGAGAGCAAGAAGAAAAGAGAGAGCGACACGGAGCGACUCAAACGCACCUCCACAAAGGUGGACAGCGUCUUGAAGCAGAUGGUGGAGAUUCGUGAUCACGAUCGCAGGUUGAGAAAGCUGGAGUCUGAGGUGGAGUACUGCUCUACUGCCCUCUCCUGGAUAGUGGAGGCACUGUCCCAGAGUGAUCUUGUGAAGCAGACUCGUCCACCUCCUUAUCCUUCCAAAGGUAUUGCUUCAAAACGUCCCACAUUUUCCAGAUGAACAUUUUGCCAAUAAUACAUGUACAAAAACAUGGAUUUUAUGAGCUUCAGCUUUUCGACGUGUUCAAACUGUUGUAUCGGAUUUUUUUAUAUUGAUUCAACACUUACAUUGUCAGUUAAGAUUUUGAACUGAUUGAAAGUUAUAAAUAAAUUAUAAUUAUAAAA
Danio rerio (zebrafish) is the source of this 850-nucleotide messenger RNA. It is a transcript of the gene trpm4a, whose product is annotated as transient receptor potential cation channel, subfamily M, member 4a. The record is from RefSeq and is marked validated. Gene Ontology annotation, biological process: transmembrane transport; monoatomic ion transport; monoatomic ion transmembrane transport. Gene Ontology annotation, molecular function: monoatomic ion channel activity. NCBI's taxonomy places the organism in Eukaryota, Metazoa, Chordata, Actinopteri, Cypriniformes, Danionidae. Gene Ontology annotation, cellular component: membrane.